CUCCAAAGGGUGUCCAUGUGCUGUUCCCAUAUUCUAAUACAUAAAUUUACUUCAUUUGUUUCUGCUUCUCCAGACCACUUGGUUUAAAUAUUCUCACUCUCCAUAAACAUUUACUAUAAGUUUUACCAAAUACAACAACACACACCAAUCACAUCCAUCACCCAUAAAUGACCGAACGGUCCGUUUUAGUGUGUUUUUAGAGAGGGUCCUUUUGGGUGUUUAGGGUUCAAAAAGUGUCCCGUUUUGAUGCCGGACUCCAAAUGUCAUUACUUCUAAACUUCCUCCCCUUAUAAAACACACAACAAACUCAACUUCUUACCUACAUUUCCCUCAAAGUACUCUCUUUUUCUCCCUUUUAGUAACAUGGUUUCCCUAGAAGGUCCCCUUAUAUCCGAUGAGCCAACGUCUAGUCCCCGAAUUUCCUUCUCUUCAGAAUUUCUUGAUGAGAGAAACUUCAUAUCCAUUACACCAAAUGCACAAGCAGAGAAAGAGCGAAAAGAGCAACAAGACAGAUCAACGCGUAGUGCAGCUGAAUUCGAGUUCCUCUCGAGUAAGUUAACCAAUGAAAACAUGAUCACAGCAGAUGAGCUGUUCUUCGAGGGUAAGUUACGUCCUUAUUGGCAAAUGCAUUAUGCUGAAAAGCUCAAUAAAAUUAGUUUAAAAGCUGACAAGGAAAUUUUGGACAAUGCCAUGGUCAUAAAGAGUAAGGAAGAAACUGCUAGUAGGCCAAUAAAUUGGUUUAUUGAUGAAGAUCCUUCUCCUAGGCCACCAAAAUGUACUGUUUUAUGGAAAGAGUUGUUGAGAUUGAAGCACAAAAGAGCUUCUUCAUUAUCGCCUUCUUCUUCGACUUCUUCCUCUUCUUCAUCUUCAAGUUCACUUGCUGAGAAUGAAAAAAGUAAAGGGCAAUCAAUCAAAGAGAAACAUGUGAAGAGGAUUAAGAAAGGAUCAUUAGAGAGGUGUAAAUCAGAAACUUUAAAAGUUAGACCUGUGAUUCAUGUGCCAAUUUGUUCACAGGGGAAAAACUCUGCUCUGCCUCCUCUGUUUUCACUUAAGAAAAAAGUAAGGGCAAUAGAGAGGUGAAAUAAGAACUUUGCUAUUGUUGGUCAUUGUGUAGAGAUGUUCUUACUAUUUGAUUUGGUUUUCUUUCUUCUUUUCAUGAGUUUAGAUUACAUGUUUUCGUCGUAGGAUCUGAUGAAUUUACCUUACAAUGUUGAUGUGUUCAUUUCCUGUAAUGUAUCAUGUAUGUGAAGCUAAUGUUAUCUAGUUUCAAGAGUUAUUGUAAUCUAACAUGUUCUAGCUUUUCUUUUCAUGCAAAGAAAUAG
Solanum tuberosum (potato) is the source of this 1322-nucleotide messenger RNA. RefSeq lists its product as uncharacterized. NCBI's taxonomy places the organism in Eukaryota, Viridiplantae, Streptophyta, Magnoliopsida, Solanales, Solanaceae. The transcript has a single exon. Bases 364 to 1080 code for a protein of 238 amino acids. The record is from RefSeq and is a predicted model, not a curated record.